Molecule: messenger RNA, 2385 nt
Organism: Daldinia decipiens
Lineage: Eukaryota; Fungi; Ascomycota; Sordariomycetes; Xylariales; Hypoxylaceae
Product: phosphate permease
Exons: 4
Coding region: 297-2006 (569 amino acids)
Biological process (GO): transmembrane transport; phosphate ion transport
Cellular component (GO): membrane
Molecular function (GO): phosphate transmembrane transporter activity
Source: RefSeq, a predicted model, not a curated record
UGUCACAAAGACCUAACCUGCAUUGUGUAAAUCGCGGCUUACCUAUAGCUAGGAUCAUAGGUUGGUAAGAAAAGAUACAAAAGCAUAGCACGUCCCUUCAGCUACAGACAAUUUUGCUUUUUUGCUUUCUGCUGUUAGCAUCAAGUCCCUAUCGGGUGAUAGGCCCUCCCUUGCCUACAUCUAUCUAUUGCCUGCUUUUUACCUCGCGCAUAGAUUUUAACCCUUGACUUACCCAGAUCAGAUCGAUCACCACGGAACACGCACGGACAACACUCUUCUCAUUCCCACAACCAACCAUGGCUGACGCCGCGCCCGAUACGGCAAAUCCAGCAUUCACCUCAAAGACUUCAGGCGGUAACAACGCUUAUCACAACUUUCACAAUGACUUCUUGCACAUCCAAGAUCCUAACGAGCGCCGUCGCCUCGCGCUCGCUGAGAUCGACAAGGCUCCCUUCGGGUGGUACCAUGUCAGAGCUUGUAUCGUCGCCGGUAUUGGUUUCUUCACGGAUUCUUACGAUAUCUUCGCCGUUAGCUUGUUAAACACCAUGUUGGGAAUUGUCUACUACCCGGAGCUGGGCAAGCUGCCUAACUCUUCUGACAAUGCUAUCAAGCUGUCGACGUCCGCCGGUACUGUUGUUGGUCAAUUAGUUUUCGGUUGGCUUGCGGACCACGUUGGACGAAAGCGUAUGUACGGUCUUGAGUUGAUUAUUAUCAUCUUCGCAACUCUCGGCCAGGCCCUUAGCUCCGGUUCUCCUUCGGUUAAUAUCGUCGGUCUCGUCAUCUUCUGGCGUGUCAUACUCGGAGUCGGUAUUGGUGGAGAUUACCCGCUAUCCAGUAUCAUUACUUCCGAAUUCGCUACGACGAAAUGGCGAGGAGCUAUGAUGGGUGCCGUCUUUGCUAUGCAAGGUAUUGGUCAGCUCGUCUGCGCAUUCGUCAUGUUAUUCGUUACUCUAGGCUUCAAAGAAGCACUGUCCGUUGCACCGCGCACCACUGAAUGCGACGGCUACUGUGCCAUCGCCGUCGACAAGAUGUGGAGGACUCUGAUCGGCUUCGGCGCUGUCCCGGCCUGCAUUGCUCUCUACUACCGACUGACGAUUCCUGAGACUCCUCGUUACACUUUCGAUAUUGGCCGCGAUGUCGAGAAGGCCGCCGACGAUGUCAAGGCAUAUAUAUCUGGCAAACGAGAAGGUCACCCUGACGACGUCGCCCGUAUCCAAGCUCGCGAGGCUGCCCAGGCCCAGAUGACCAUCCCGAAGGCCAGCUGGAGCGACUUUUGUCGUCAUUAUUCUAUCCCCAAGAACGGUCUACUUUUGUUCGGCACUGCUGGCUCGUGGUUCAUGCUUGAUGUGGCUUUCUACGGCCUCUCUUUGAACAAUGCUGUUAUUCUAGAGGUGAUCGGCUAUUCUACCGCUACCGCCAAGAAUGUCUACGAAAUCUUGUACAAUACAGCUAUUGGUAACCUUAUCAUCGUCCUGGCCGGUGCCGUCCCGGGAUACUGGGUUUCGGUUGCCACGCUCGACACUCUCGGCCGAAAGACCAUCCAGAUGGGUGGCUUCAUCAUCUUAACCAUUCUCUUUGUUAUCAUGGGGUUUGCUUACAACCACAUAUCUAGCAACGGACUGCUCGCCAUCUACGUCCUCGCGCAGUUCUUCUUCAACUUCGGUCCCAACAUGACCACUUUCAUCGUCCCCGGCGAGGUAUUCCCCACUCGUUACCGAUCGACCUCGCACGGUAUCUCGGCCGCCUCCGGCAAGAUCGGCUCUAUCAUCGGCCAGGGCGCCAUCUCCAUCCUUCGAACGCACGGUGGUACUAAGGACAACGAGAACCCUUGGAUGGACCACGUGCUCGAGAUUUAUGCCUUGUUCAUGCUCCUCGGCAUCUUCACCACGCUCUUCAUCCCCGAGACCAAGCGCAAGACCCUCGAAGAGCUCUCGGGCGAGGAUCAGCCCGCGCGCCUGCCGGCUGCCGAGGCUAGCAGCCAGAGCAAGACCGCAGAGUCUCUAUAAAUAUAUUUUCCUUGUCUUUUUGAGAGACGAAUGUUUCGUGCCCGUACGCGGACGCGAAGAACGUUGUGACGAAGUCGUGGACUGGCCGUGCUGCGGUGAAGGUUCUAUGGAGAUGAGUAUCGUCUGUUAUGCGAACGGGGGCGGUCUAAUCGGCGUACGAUGACUCUGAUACGAACAACAUCUGGUCCCUUGUGUUUUUGUAUAACAUAGAUUAAUAUACCCAGUUCAAUCAUUACAUUUUUUUUCCUAUUCGUCUAGCUACCUAAGGGACUUGCUUAUUCUAUUUGAUUCUUGUGGCUAGCUCUGGUGUAGCAUUUUUAUACACAAUUUUACUACCAAGCGAGUGAUCGUGAUUUGCUAACUUUGAGGGUAUGAGGUA